Molecule: messenger RNA, 882 nt
Organism: Musa acuminata subsp. malaccensis (wild Malaysian banana)
Lineage: Eukaryota; Viridiplantae; Streptophyta; Magnoliopsida; Zingiberales; Musaceae
Source: RefSeq, a predicted model, not a curated record
AUGAUGAUCCACAAGCUGCCGUCGUUACUGCUGCUGCUGCUGCUGAUCAUAGCAACUGCGGCAAUGGCAUUCGGGCAAAACUGCACCAGAAGAUGCGGUAACAUCGACGUUCCUUACCCGUUCGGCAUCGAACCCGGCUGCCACCUCGACGGAUUGGGCCUCUCCUGCAACGUAACCGAAUCCAAACUCUACACUGGCAUCAUACAAGUCAUCGAUUUGGAUGUUCUCGAUGGGCAAGCAACAGUGUACCAGCCCAUAUCCUGGGACUGCAAGAAGUCCUACGAAAACCCCAACGUAUCAUUCACGAUGGAACUUACUGGCACGCCCUACAGGGUCUCCGGCACCCGCAACAGGUUCACGGCCAUCGGAUGCGACACCAUCGCGCUCUUCGUCGGUGCCACUAAUCAGUCGUAUUCGACCGGCUGCGUGUCUACCUGCAACCAAAACACCACUUUCAGCAACGGUUCCUGCUCCGGCAACGGCUGUUGCCAGACCUCCAUUCUCCCUGGGCUCCAAUACUUCAACAUAACCCUUUUCUCCUUCACCGGCCACGAGGCCAACUCGUGGGACAACACCUGUAGUUUUGCUUUCCUCGUCGACGACGGUCGGUACACCUUCCGAACACCUGAUCUCCACGAAAUCGACUUCUUCGACAGAAAUGGUGGACAAGUUCCGAUGGUGCUGGACUGGUCGAUAGGCGACGUGGGAUGCGAGGAAGCAACGAAAAAUUCGACCUCCUACGCAUGCCGCAGCAAUAACAGUUCCUGCCUCAACGCCACCAAUGGCAUCGGAUAUCUCUGCAAUUGCUCGCGCGGUUAUCAAGGCAACCCCUACGUGGAAGGCGGAUGCGAAGGUCUCCCUCUUUCUUCUCUCACCAUGUAG